This is a messenger RNA of Pollicipes pollicipes, 844 nucleotides long. Its product is annotated as ribosome-recycling factor, mitochondrial. The record is from RefSeq and is a predicted model, not a curated record. Gene Ontology annotation, cellular component: mitochondrion. Gene Ontology annotation, biological process: translation. Bases 23 to 844 code for a protein of 273 amino acids. Gene Ontology annotation, molecular function: ribosomal large subunit binding. The transcript has 7 exons. Lineage: Eukaryota; Metazoa; Arthropoda; Thecostraca; Pollicipedomorpha; Pollicipedidae.
UAGAAGUUGCCCCUCGUGCAAAAUGAUUACAUUUGCAGGGAAGUCAGCUUUUCGUAGCUGCUGUUUGAGCUACACAAGACUGUGUCAUGCAGCUGCUCUGAAGCAUCAUCAUCUGCAGAAAAUGUAUUGUAUAUCUGCUUUAACUCAGUCACCUGUGAGAAAUCAUCAUGAUGUUGUUGAGAUAAGGAGAUGUAUUUCCUUGUCUGCCAACAAUUAUGCAAAAGGAAAGGAUAAGAAAAAAGACAAAGGAAAAACGUCCAUAAGGGUGGAUGAAAACGAGAUGUCGGAGCUGAUGGACGUAGACGCGUUCAGGAGUCGCCUGGAGUCCGUGGUGGAGCGGCUCAGGGACAACUUUGUCAAACAGCUGUCCGUCCGCACAUCGAUCGGCAGCAUCGAGCUGCUGCCGGUGUCCUUCGAGGGCGAUCAGUACCCGCUGAACGAGCUGGCCCAGGUCGUCCGCAAGUCGGCCACCCUGGUGGUCAUUAACAGCUCCGCGUUCCCCGAGGCGGUCGGCGAGAUCGUGCGCGCCCUGCAUGCGGCCGGCAUGGGCCUCAACCCGCAGCAGGAGGGCACCACCGUCUACGUCCAGAUCCCCAAGGUAACACGAGAACAUCGUGAAAGCUUGGCAAAAGGAGCGAAGGCAGCCUUCAACACCGCCAAGGAUAAGUUGAAAGAUGUGCAGAACGGCCAGCUAAGAGCCCUCAAGAAAAACGAUAGCGUCUCUGAGGAUCUCUUACGCAACGUGCAGUCACAUGUGACGACGAUGACCCACCAGUAUGUGCGUCUGCAGAGACGAUGCUCAAGGCCAAGACGGCCGAACUGCUGGGCGACAACUUGCAACUAG